AUGAGGUUGGCGAGGUGGAGGAAGAGAAAGUGCGUUGCUGAUGAUAGGAAUUAUGAACCCAAUUCCUGGAUCAGUGCCACGAAGAAAAGAAGAAACUAUACUAAUACUAUCCAAGUGGACGAAGAAAUGCUGGAUAAGGAGUAUAAGGUUUUUCUUGAGGGUUUAGAUCUGCAUGGUGGUGAUGAUGGUCAAGAUUAUCAUGACACUAGGUGGAUAGUUGAUGGGGAUGUUCAUUCUAAUGCUCAGUUGAUGGAUCAUGGUGAUGUCAACCUAAAUGGUAGGUCUGUGGAUAGCGAUGAUUUUGAUGAUGAUGUGGAUCCUCAGUAUAAGAUAUUAUUGGAAAAUCUGAAGGAAUAUGGAAAGUCCUAUGUAUUGGUGGUUGUUCGAGAGAAUGAGAAUUUGGAGCGGAUAAAGUAUGAACAAGAAGAUGGGGAACUAGACGAGGCCAAUUUAGAUACCCCAGAAACUGUGAAAAAAUCUGAUGAGGGCAUCUUUGUCAAACCCAUUAGGAUUUACAAAAGAAAGGCAAUUCAUCCCUGUCCUACAUCAAUAUCUCAUGUGAAAGAGAAGACUGAAAUAAAAAAAACUAGCCCAAGAACUGUUAGGUAUGCUAUGAGGAAAAAAACAAGGGGAAGUCUGGAAGAUUCAGAGGGUCUGCCAAAUAAAAAGAGUUUAGGGGUGAAGAAGAAUGUAAAAGUGGAAGCUAUGGAUCCUGUUUCCGAUAGGACAAAAGGGCGUUCUAAUAAAAUUCAUGGUGUAGAGGUUCCCACUACUCAAGAAACUUUAAAAAGUUCUCAUUUGAAGAAGAAGAAAGUAAAUAAGAAAGGUGCAGAUAGUAGGACAAAGGGGCAUCCUGUUAAAAGACCUCAUUUGGCCGAGCAUGGACACAACCAUGGAGCUGUGUCUGAUCAAAUAGACUUGGACUAUCAAGAGGUUCUAGAUGGUCUAAGAAAAUAUGGUGGAAAGUGGGUGUAUACACCUACAACUGCUGGACCAGUGGCAUGUGUACUUGAGGAGGAUGUGGAGAGUUCAUCUGUAGAAAUUAAGAAAGAACCAUGCGAUGAGUAUUUUACCUCAUCUACAGUUGUAUGCAUCUUCCCUGUUUCAGCUUUGGUGGGCGUAGACGGUGGAUGGUGCAUUGAAACUUGUGAUACAAGUCAUGCCCAGUUUAGGAAGGGGCUUAUGAAGGAUCUUAAACGGCCUUAUGACGAAAAAGAGUAUAAAAGGCUUUUGAAACAACUGAACCGACGAAGGUCAGUGUCAGGGAAAUUAAGGGCUUCAUAUCGAAAGCAGCACAUAGUCCUAGCAAGAAAGCUUGAUGCUGCUAGCAGCGACUGCCCUAGAAUUUUGAAUCUUUUGCGUGGAUUUUUCUACUGGCUGAAGAAUGUGGCCCACGAAGGAAGCUUCUGUCCUUGGAAGGACUCGUCUUGUUUGAAGGUGUUGCCUCAAAUUGUGAUGGAAGCUCAGUUGUACAGAUUAGGCUGGGAAGAGUGUUGUGGUGGUGGUGGUGGUAAGGUGUUAGCAUGA
Molecule: messenger RNA, 1527 nt
Organism: Prunus armeniaca (apricot)
Lineage: Eukaryota; Viridiplantae; Streptophyta; Magnoliopsida; Rosales; Rosaceae
Source: the annotation of a GenBank genome assembly